This is a messenger RNA of Penicillium argentinense, 1074 nucleotides long. RefSeq names its product putative 1-aminocyclopropane-1-carboxylate deaminase. The record is from RefSeq and is a predicted model, not a curated record. Gene Ontology annotation, biological process: amine catabolic process. NCBI's taxonomy places the organism in Eukaryota, Fungi, Ascomycota, Eurotiomycetes, Eurotiales, Aspergillaceae. The transcript has a single exon. Gene Ontology annotation, molecular function: D-cysteine desulfhydrase activity; pyridoxal phosphate binding; 1-aminocyclopropane-1-carboxylate deaminase activity. Bases 1 to 1074 code for a protein of 357 amino acids.
AUGUCCGACCUGUCCCUGCCCGCACCGUUCGCCUCCAUCCCUCGCACGUCUCUCCUCCUCGGCCCCUCUCCGAUCCACCAGCUCCCCCGCAUCUCCGCCGAUCUCGCCUCUUCUUCAUCCCAUCCCCCAGUUACCAUUUGGGCCAAGCGUGAUGACCUCAAUUCCGCCUAUGCCUAUGGUGGCAACAAGACCCGGAAACUGGAGUACCUUCUCGCGGACGCUGUCGCCCAGGGAUGCGAUACCUUGGUGUCCAUCGGCGGCGUGCAAUCUAACCAUACCCGUCAGGUAGCUGCAGUGGCCGCGCGCACAGGGUUGAAGGCUAAGCUGGUCCAGGAGCAUUGGGUCGACUGGGUAGAUAAAGGAUAUGACUCGGUUGGAAACAUCCAGCUGUCGCGGUUGAUGGGCGCUGAUGUUCGACUCGACCCGUCCGGGUUUGGAAUUGAGCAUAAGACUACAGCGCAGGCCGUCGUGGAGGAGUGCAAGGCCAACGGAGAUCGUCCAUACUACAUCCCCGCCGGUGCAUCCGACCAUCCGCUCGGUGGACUGGGUUUUGCACGGUGGGCAUUCGAGGUCCGACAGCAAGAACAGGAGCAAGGCGUGUUCUUCGAUACAGUCAUCGUCUGUGCCGUGACCGGGUCAACCUUUGCGGGCAUGAUUGCUGGCUUCAAGCUGCUUGAGCGUCUGCACCCGUCGGAUCCCAAGCGCAAGCUCAUUGGCAUCGAUGCUUCGGCCACAGUAGCGGCCACGCGCGCGCAGGUUCUCCGCAUCGCCCGGAAUACGGCGGCGAAGAUUGGUCUGACGGAGGAGGAUAUCACCGAGGAGGAUGUCAUUCUGGAUGACCGGUACCAUGCCGGCAUCUAUGGAAUUCCCGACAAGCAGACGUGGGAGGCCAUCGAGUACGCUGCCAAGAUGGAGGCCUUUAUUACAGACCCCGUCUAUGAAGGAAAGAGCUUCGCGGGAAUGGUGGAUAUGAUCCGACGCGGCGAGAUCCAAGGUGGAAAUGUGUUGUAUGCGCACCUCGGCGGACAACUGGCCCUGAACGCCUAUUCGGAGCUCGGAGCCACCAAGGAGUAG